UCCGUACUGUAUAUUUAUAUUUUUUGUUUAUGUUAGGAUUUGUUUGUCUGAUUAAUGUAUUUCCUAUUUAAUUUAUUUCAGUUCCUUGAAUAUUAGGAACCUUGACAUAGUUAUUGAGAUAAAGUGGAUAGCAAGUACAUAUUCAAAUAAAUAUUAACCAUGGAAAAUCUGAAAAAUAUUUGGAAACCGGAGCUGUAUAAAAUUCAGCUGGAAGCUCCUUUGCCAAAGAGAAUAAUAUGUGAAAACUGUCCUGACAGACCUGAGUUUUAUGGCAAAGAAUACCAUGGAGUUGUAGGUCACAAAGAGGCAACUUUGUUAUUAGAAAAUGAACCUAAUGGUGCAUAUAUAAUUAGGAAAGGAAAUCAAUGCAAUGAUUUUUAUACACUGACAUUGAGGUUUAAUGAUAAAAUACACCAUUAUAAACUGUAUUAUGAUGGAAAGCAUUACAUGAAAGAUAAGAGAUAUGAAACAGUACAUGACCUAGUCAGGGAUGGUCUAAUUACCUGUCAUAUGGAGCUGAAAGCCAACCACAUAUUGGAGAUGAUCAACUCAGAACAACAUCGAACCAAAUAUACAGACAGUCCUUAUGUCACACUCAACAGGCGGAAGUUGAACACUUUGUCACAAAUUAAGCAGAGUUCGAACAGAUCAAGUCCUCUAUUUAAUAAGACUGAACAGAAUGUAGAAUUGGACAUCGAGACUAAGAAACCAACAUUUGAUCUGACUCCAAGUCUAGAAGAUAAUCCCCUCCUAAUCAAAUAUUCGAAGUGUCACAGUUUCAAAGUACAUACAUUUAAGGGAUUGAACUGGUGUGAACUGUGCGCAAAUUUCCUUUGGGGAUUUACUGCGCAAGGUGUCAAAUGUGAAGAUUGUGGCUUCAUAGCACAUUCCAAAUGCUCCGAGAGAGUACCCAAUCAUUGCGUACCUGAUCUCAAAAAGCUCCGAGGUGUGUUUGGUAUAGAUCUAACAACAUUAUUGAACGCUCACGCCAGCACGCUCCCAUUUGUAGUCAAGAAGUGUGUAAUAGAGAUUGAAGCUAGAGGAAUGGACUCGGAGGGUAUAUAUCGAGUUUCCGGAUUUGCAGAUGAGAUUGAAGCUCUGAAAAUGGCAUUUGAUAAAGAUGGUGAAGCGACAGAUCUCAGUGUGUACAGCAAUAUAAACGUCGUAGCCGGAACGCUGAAGUUGUAUUUACGAUUGCUGCCGGUUCCUCUCGUCACUUACGAAGUGCAUCCAAAGUUAGUGGAAGCGAUUCAAAUGAAAACAACUGCUGCACAGAUUGCAAUGUUGCGAGAAUGCUUGGACAAGUUACCACCAGCUCAUUUCAACUGUCUACAAUAUAUGGUGCAACAUUUGUAUAGGGUAGCGCAGCAGUCGGAAGUGAACAAGAUGAGUCCUCAUAACCUAAGCACAGUGUUCGCACCCACUCUUGUCGCGACGCCUCCAGCUAUAACGGACUUGGCAUUCGAAAUACGCGCUCUGCAAGCUCUCAUAGAGAACUGUCCACAGAUCUAUUACGGUAAUAAGUAAUAAGGACAUCCUUGUUGACUUAGUUUAUGGUAGGGACUUCAGAUUUGAGCUUUUAAAUUGAACUCUAUUCUGGAGAGUAAUGCUAUAAAAAUCACUCAUGACGAUGAGAUAUUUCAAUAAUUUGCUAAAAUUUAUGUGCAAUACAUAUUUAAUUUCUUUCGUAUAAUCCUUUAUUUCCUAGGUAAGUUCCUAAUUAUGCGCUAAAAUUAUUUUAAGAACUAAA
Molecule: messenger RNA, 1750 nt
Organism: Achroia grisella
Lineage: Eukaryota; Metazoa; Arthropoda; Insecta; Lepidoptera; Pyralidae
Gene: RhoGAP5A
Product: beta-chimaerin
Exons: 8
Coding region: 160-1527 (455 amino acids)
Biological process (GO): signal transduction; regulation of GTPase activity
Molecular function (GO): GTPase activator activity
Source: RefSeq, a predicted model, not a curated record